UUCUCACCUGGAAGACGGCGGACGUCUUGUUGCUUUCACCGCAGUAAGCUACUGUUUUUAAAACAUUGUUAGGCUGAAAGUUAACGGCAUUCUUCUGUCGGGAGACACAGUGACUGAAAAGAUCCAGUGGAGCAAGCUGUCGUCUCUAAAUAUCCCUCAAAUAAAUAAAAUUGAGUUGAAAACAUGGCCGAGAAACACCAGACUUCUAGCAGCCAAGCGAGAGUGAAGGAGGAAAGCCAUUUUGAUCGCACGGUCGGACAUUUGCAUCAUUUCACCGUGACGUUCAGUUCUUCUGACUCAAAGGAAUACGCUAUUGACUGUGAUCAACCGCGCACCGUUCUGGAGGUGAUAAAAUCUACAGAGCAGUACGGGAAGAAGAUGAAGUCGUGUCCAGAUGAAAAUGUUGUGAUUCAGCUGGGUAAGAAGGAUAAAAAAUAUACUGUUGCAACACAUUUCCCUUGUUCUUGUAUUGGGGAAGGUGAGUCUUUGUUCAUAUCAUUCGAACAAGAAAAGGUUGAAGUAGCCCGAGACCAACUUUACAGACCAAUACAGUCACAGGACAAGUAUUCUGUCUUCUACAUAGAUACAAUCGGAGGAAAAUACACCAAACAAAAGAAGCGUUUUGUAAACAAUGUUGUCAAAGAGUUCAAGUAUCUGUGUGUCUAUGGGGAGAAGGGGAUGACUGUCAAAGAGGCUCUGAAAAGAGAUGGUCGCUUCGUUGAUGACCUCGGCAACUUCACUCUGACUGACAAUAAAAAUCCGAAAUGCAUCACCGAACAAAUACAGAAGGUCGACAACCUGGAUAAUAAAAAAUUCAAGAUAUGUCUUCCACGGAAGAGGGCAGCAAAUGAUAGCUCGCGUUCAUCAAAUAAUUCACCACAGAUGUGUGACCCAACGCCAGCUGUAGAUGAAGCACAGCAGAGAAAAAUCAGAGCAGCGAUGCAAAAGAGAGGAAUCAGUGUCAGAGCAGCGAUCGAAAAGAGUGGCAACAGUGUCGACAUUGAGGAGAUUUAUGAAAUACUGCGCCGCCAGUCUCUAGAUCUCAAAACAUUGUUGGAGAGUAGAUUCCCUGGUGAUUCUUAUCAGAAAGCAGUGAACCUGAGGAAGGAAAACUUUGGGAAGAUCCAACAGUCAUUCAGUGAAGUUCACAGAGUCAGGAAGCUGCUGAAACUGGGCCAGUCAGUUUGCAAAGUGGUUGUUGGGGAUGUUCAGGGAACAGGCUUUGUGCUGUUUGACGACUUCAUCUUGACCAACGCACACAUAUUCAAAGGUUUUGUCGAAGGACAAACGUUGAAGGAGGGUACAGAUGUGUCUUUUUUCUUUGAAGAUCCUGAGUCAAAACAGUACCACUUCAAGCUGGCUCACCCUGAUAUCUGCUACAGUGAGGGUGAUCUUGAUUAUGCCAUAUUUAAGAUAAUGCCUGUGGGUGAAAACUACAACCAUACAACAAGGAAAAUCACACAAAUGAAGGUGCCACCAGGACUCCUAAAGAUUUUUGGUCCAAUGCCUUGGAAUGGUGAAGCCUGUAUUAUUGGUCACCCAGCAGGAGGAGUGAAAAAAAUGGAUCUUACAUUUAUCAUUGAGAAAGAGAAGAGGGAGCAUGCUGUCCUUGAUCAUUUACAUCCAUACAAAGAGAGUAUUGUAACUAUACACUCAAUCUGUCACCUUCUCAAAGAUCAAGGGAUUGAAAACAUAAUGAUGGGUGGAAGAAUAGCAGACAAAGUAGUGACCUACCACACUUUCAUGUAUCACGGCUCUUCUGGCUCCCCAGUGUUUAAUGCUCGUGGUCGAGUCUUUGGUUUGCACACCGCAGGAUAUGCUUAUCAGUUCCAAAACUCUGACAACAGUGUGAUAGAGUUUGCCCAACCUCUGCUUACUAUAUUUAAACACUUUGUGAGUACGCUAAAAGGAAGUGGAAAGGAGAAGCUGUUGGAGAGAGUUAAGAAGGUAGUGAAGGGAAACCCAGACCUAGAAAAGAUCUUCAAGUCUGUGGUUGAGCCAGCAGACCCUGAGGAGCUUUUGGACAUUGAGCCAAUGGAUUUUAAUUAAGUAUUCAGACCUUCAAAACGCAUCUGGUUGCAUACCUUAUUUUAGAGUUUAUAAAAUCUUUAUUUUGACCAAAUGAUUAACCGACCCGUUGUCAUCCCAACAAAUUGUACUGCUGCCCUGCUCUUUUUGUUUACAAAGUGUAUUUUUGGGGCUGUGAACUGGAUGCCAACAGGUUUUUUACUAAACUUAUAACCCUCCUAUAACCAACACUUAUUUUAAUACUGUAUUCUAGAUUUACCAUUGUUGAUGUUUGGUGUAAUGUAAUCAGAAACAUUGACUCUUCUGUGAAAGCCUAAAUGUCAUAGUUAAGUAACUUUUCUUGGUGUUGUUUUAGUUUUUUGUGUUGAUCUUGUAAUUUUUUAAUUGAUACUUCAGACUGUAUUACCCAUAUUACCUGUUUGUAUGAUAUUAAAAGUCACCUGUAGAAUUUCUGCAUAUAUCUGCACAAGUCAAUAUGGUCAUGUACUGUUUCUUAUCCAUGUUUACUGUCUGUUUUAUACUGUAUGUUUUAAUGUUUUGUGUAUUGCAUGUUACGUGGUGGUCUACAAAGUUUUAAGGAUGUCCUGCAUGCCUCUUAGACUGUAAACCUAGUUUACCUACUAGUACCAAUAAAGUAAUCUGAUCUGA
Perca fluviatilis (European perch) is the source of this 2676-nucleotide messenger RNA. RefSeq names its product serine protease FAM111B-like. The transcript has 4 exons. The record is from RefSeq and is a predicted model, not a curated record. Bases 184 to 2049 code for a protein of 621 amino acids. Lineage: Eukaryota; Metazoa; Chordata; Actinopteri; Perciformes; Percidae.